GAUGGUGAUUUUGUUAAACUGCGUUACCCUGGGGAUGUACCAGCCGUGUGAGGAUAUGGACUGCCUUUCUGACAGGUGUAAAAUCUUGCAGGUAUUUGAUGAUUUCAUCUUCAUCUUCUUUGCUAUGGAAAUGGUCUUAAAGAUGGUGGCUCUGGGGAUCUUUGGCAAGAAGUGUUACCUUGGAGAUACCUGGAACCGUCUGGAUUUCUUCAUCGUCAUGGCUGGGAUGGUGGAGUACUCCCUGGAUCUCCAAAACAUUAACUUGUCUGCAAUCCGUACUGUCCGCGUCCUAAGACCCCUGAAAGCUAUCAACCGUGUGCCUAGCAUGCGUAUCCUUGUGAACUUGCUCCUGGACACCUUGCCCAUGCUGGGGAACGUCCUUCUGCUCUGCUUCUUUGUCUUCUUCAUCUUCGGCAUCAUCGGGGUGCAGCUGUGGGCUGGGCUGCUCCGCAACCGCUGCUUCAUGGAGGAGAACUUCACAAUACAAGGUGAUAUUGUCCUGCCCCCUUAUUACCAACCUGAGGAAGAUGAUGAGAUGCCCUUUAUCUGCUCACUAUCAGGAGAUAAUGGAAUUAUGGGCUGUCAUGAGAUACCCCCAAUGAAGGAGCGAGGCCAUGAAUGUUGUUUGGAUAAGGAUGAUUAUUAUUACUACAACUCAGUCCGACAAGAGUUCAACAUCAGUGGCAUGUGUGUCAACUGGAACCAGUACUACAAUGUGUGCCGUACCGGCAAUGCCAACCCACACAAGGGUGCCAUCAACUUUGACAACAUUGGGUAUGCCUGGAUUGUGAUAUUUCAGGUGAUCACACUGGAAGGGUGGGUGGAGAUCAUGUACUAUGUAAUGGAUGCCCAUUCAUUCUACAAUUUUAUCUACUUUAUCUUGCUGAUAAUCGUGGGCUCCUUCUUCAUGAUUAACUUGUGCCUGGUGGUCAUUGCCACACAAUUCUCAGAGACCAAGCAGCGGGAGCACCAGCUGAUGCAGGAGCAGAGAGCCCGGUACCUCUCCUCCAGCACUGUUGCCAGCUACAUGGAGCCAGGAGACUGCUAUGAAGAGAUCUUCCAAUAUGUUUGCCACAUCGUGCGCAAAGCUAAACGCCGCACCCUUGGCCUGUACAACAGCAUACAGAGCUGGCGCCAGGGCCACGUGGAGCCAAGCGAUGCCAAGCUAGGCAUGAACAAGAAAAGCCAGGGGCACUACAGGCUUUGCCAGCAGCAUAACUCUCUUGACUGCCCUCCUCAGGGCUUGGUCCAGCCCAUUGCUGUGACAGCAACCUCUGAUCCCACCAACUGCCCCCAGUGUCAUAGAGGGGAGCACGAAGUAUCCCAAAGGCUCUCUGUCCUGGAUAGUGCUGACUCAGAGCAGGAUGGAGGAGCCAGCGAAGAGGAGGGGGAGGGCAGCAGAGAGGACCAGGGUGCCUCGGCACUGGAGAAGGAAGAGGAGAGAGUGGAAGGCGGUGGACGGUUGAAGCUCUGCAGUGACAUGUGGCGAGAAGUGAGGGUCAAGCUUCGAGGGAUUGUCGACAGCAAGUACUUCAACCGUGGGAUCAUGAUCGCAAUUCUAGUAAACACUAUCAGCAUGGGCAUCGAGCAUCAUGAGCAGCCAGAGGAGUUGACCAACAUCUUGGAGAUCAGCAACGUUGUCUUUACAAGCAUGUUUGCCCUGGAGAUGAUCCUGAAACUUGCUGCUUUUGGUCUCUUUGAUUACCUCCGCAACCCCUACAACAUCUUUGACAGUAUCAUCGUCAUCAUCAGCAUCUGGGAGAUCAUUGGCCAGUCGGAUGGGGGCCUCUCUGUGCUGAGAACUUUCCGUCUCCUGCGGGUGCUGAAGCUGGUGCGUUUCAUGCCCGCAUUGCGCCGCCAGCUUGUGGUGCUGAUGAAAACUAUGGACAACGUAGCCACUUUCUGCAUGCUCCUCAUGCUCUUCAUCUUUAUAUUCAGCAUCCUGGGAAUGCAUAUCUUUGGUUGCAAGUUCAGCCUCAGGACAGACACAGGAGAUACAGUUCCUGACCGGAAGAAUUUUGACUCCCUGCUGUGGGCUAUCGUCACUGUCUUUCAGAUCCUAACCCAGGAGGACUGGAAUGUUGUGCUUUAUAAUGGCAUGGCCUCCACCUCACCAUGGGCAUCCCUCUACUUUGUGGCUCUCAUGACAUUCGGCAAUUACGUGCUCUUCAAUCUGCUGGUGGCCAUUCUCGUGGAGGGGUUCCAGGCUGAGGGUGAUGCCAACCGGUCAUACUCAGAUGAAGAUCAGAGUUCAUCAAACAUGGAGGAGUUAGAUCAGUUCCAAGAGGUCCAAGAAGGCUCAGAUCCCAAGCUGUGUGCAAUUCCUGUGACACCUAAUGGACACUUGGACCCAUCCUUGCCUUCUUCCAACCUACCAGUGGCUGCUGGCGGUGUCACCAACUCUUCACGCAACUCCCUGCAGCCUGACCAGAUCCUUGUUGCUGUUGGGUCCCGGAAGAGCAGUGUGAUGUCCCUGGGGAGAAUAACCUAUGACCAGCGGUCCUUGUCCAGCUCCCGCAGUUCCCACUAUGGUGCCUGGGGCCGCAGCGGAGCCUGGGGGAGCCGUCGCUCCAGCUGGAACAACCUGGCCCGGGGACACAGCCUGAAGCACAAACUUCCCUCUGCUGAGCAUGAAUCCCUCCUGUCUGGGGAAAGGCACAGGGCAGCAGAUGGGGAGACGAAUGGGACAGGAAGGGUUCUUCAUCACCGCCGGACGCUCUCCCUGGACAACAAAGGCUCCUGUGACCUGUUGGAGUUGGCCUCGGUCCCAUCUGGCCACAGAGUGACCCAUAAGAUGAGACCAGCAUCCGGGGCCAGUGAGCAUCAAGACUGCAAUGGUAAAAUGCCCAGCAUUGCCAAGGAGAUCUUCCCAAAGAUGAACAACCGCAAGGAACGAGGAGAGGAUGAUGAAGAGAUAGAUUAUAGCCUGUGCUUUCGCAUCCGGAAGAUGAUGGAAGUCUAUAAGCCAGACUGGUGUGAGUUACGGGAAGACUGGUCCAUAUAUCUCUUCUCUCCACAAAACAGGUUUCGACUACUCUGCCAAACCAUCAUUGCUCACAAGCUCUUUGACUACGUUGUGCUGGCCUUCAUCUUCCUGAACUGCAUCACCAUUGCCCUGGAGAGACCACAGAUUGAACACAGAAGCACGGAGAGAAUCUUUCUCACUGUGUCCAACUACAUUUUCACAGCAAUUUUUGUAGCUGAGAUGACACUGAAGGUGGUCUCUCUAGGCCUGUAUUUUGGGGAUCAGGCUUAUCUCCGCAGCAGCUGGAACAUCUUGGAUGGCUUCUUGGUCUUCGUGUCUCUCAUUGACAUUGUGGUCUCAGUGGCCUCUGCUGGCGGCGCCAAAAUCCUGGGGGUGCUGAGAGUCCUCCGGCUGCUGCGCACCUUACGUCCCCUCCGAGUCAUCAGCCGAGCCCCUGGCCUGAAGCUGGUGGUGGAGACGCUCAUUUCUUCCCUUAAGCCCAUAGGAAACAUCGUCCUCAUCUGCUGUGCUUUCUUCAUCAUCUUUGGCAUCCUUGGUGUGCAGCUCUUCAAGGGCAAGUUCUACCACUGCCUGGGAGUCGACAUCAGGAACAUCACCAACCGGUCUGACUGCGUGGCUGCCAACUACAAGUGGGUGCACCACAAAUAUAACUUCGACAACCUGGGGCAGGCUCUGAUGUCCCUCUUUGUUCUGGCUUCCAAGGAUGGCUGGGUCAAUAUUAUGUAUAAUGGACUAGAUGCUGUGGCUGUUGACCAGCAGCCGGUGACCAACAACAACCCCUGGAUGCUCCUCUACUUCAUCUCCUUCCUCCUCAUUGUCAGCUUCUUUGUACUCAACAUGUUCGUGGGGGUGGUGGUAGAGAACUUCCACAAGUGCCGGCAGCAUCAGGAGGCCGAGGAGGCACGCCGGCGGGAGGAGAAGCGCCUGCGCCGCUUGGAGAAGAAGCGAAGGAAGGCGCAGCGUUUGCCGUACUAUGCUACGUACUGCCCCAUACGCCUCCUUAUUCAUUCGGUCUGCACCAGCCACUAUCUGGACAUCUUCAUCACUUUCAUCAUCUGCCUCAACGUGGUCACUAUGUCCUUGGAGCACUACAACCAACCUGUGUCCCUGGAGACCGCCCUCAAGUACUGCAACUACCUGUUCACCACUGUCUUUGUGUUGGAGGCAGUCCUCAAGCUGGUGGCAUUUGGUCUGCGUCGAUUCUUCAAAGACAGGUGGAACCAGUUGGAUCUGGCCAUUGUACUGCUGUCUGUCAUGGGCAUCACACUGGAAGAGAUUGAAAUCAAUGCUGCUCUCCCUAUUAACCCCACUAUCAUCCGGAUCAUGAGGGUGCUGCGUAUUGCCCGGGUCCUGAAGCUACUGAAGAUGGCCACAGGAAUGCGAGCACUGCUGGAUACAGUUGUUCAAGCUCUGCCACAGGUGGGAAACCUCGGACUCCUUUUCAUGCUCCUCUUUUUCAUCUACGCUGCUCUAGGAGUGGAGCUCUUUGGAAAAUUGGUAUGCAAUGAUGAGAACCCCUGUGAGGGCAUGAGCCGCCACGCCACCUUUGAGAACUUUGGGAUGGCCUUCCUCACGCUUUUCCAGGUGUCUACUGGUGACAAUUGGAAUGGGAUCAUGAAGGAUACCUUGCGUGACUGCAGCCACGAUGACCGGAGCUGUCUCAGCAACCUGCAGUUCAUCUCCCCACUGUACUUUGUCAGCUUUGUGCUCACAGCCCAGUUUGUCCUCAUCAAUGUGGUGGUAGCUGUGCUCAUGAAACAUCUAGACGACAGCAACAAGGAGGCCCAGGAGGAUGCAGAGAUGGAUGCUGAGAUUGAGCUGGAAAUUGCUCAUGGGCUGUGCUCCCGCAAGUCAGGCUCCCCAAAUUCAGGACAGGGAAAAGGAUCAGGAACAGGAGGAGGCAAUGGGAGAACAGAUCCUGAAGGACACCUGUGCAUGAGGUGUUACUCUCCAGCACAGGUCCAGCUGGCUGAAAUGGAAGCAUUAUCCCUCAACUCAGACAAGUCCUCUUCCAUCCUUCUAGGAGACGAGUCAGACAAUCGCAGCACUUCUCAGCUGAGUCCUAAGGAGAUCAAGCAGGAUGGCCAGGACAGCCCUGACUCCAAUUGGGUAGGUGAUCUGGGGGAAUGCCUACUCCCAAUAUCCAGUGUGGAUGGCUCUACAAACCCGGACAGUUACCUGUGUGAAAUGGAGAAAACAUCUUUCAACUCAGUCCAGUCUUGGCUAAAGCAUGAAAGUACCAAAGUCCCUCCCAGCCCCUUCUCUCCAGGUGCGUCUUGCCCUCUGUUACCUGUACCAGCAGAAUUUUUCCACCCAGCCAUCUCUGCCACUCAGACAGGGCCUGAGAAAGUCUCAUGUCCACGCAACCUUCCUAAGAUCUCCCUGCAAGGCUCAUGGGCAUCACUGAGGUCUCCAAGUGUGAACUGUUCACUUCUUCAUCAGGCCCCUGAGAGUGAUACAUCGCUGGACAGCCGGAGCAGCAGCUCAGCGGGCAGCCUGCAGACCACGCUGGAGGACAGCCUCAACCUCAGUGACUCUCCUCAGUGCACCCUGGACCUCCCAGUGGCUCUGUGCCCCAUGCCAGCUGAUGGCAGCCAAAGACCCCUGGCAGCCCCACUUUCCCCUGCCUCCCGCCGCCGGAGCCUGCGGGGCCGGGGACUCUUCAGUCUGCGAAGCAUGUGUCGUCACCAACGCAGCCACAGCAGUGGUGGGAGCACCAGCCCUGGCUGCACCCACCAUGAUUCCAUGGACCCCUCAGACGAAGAGGGGGCGGGCAGCAGCUUGCGGGGGGGUGGCAACAACAGCGAGCCUUCGGAGACCCUCAGCAGCCUCUCACUGACCUCUCUCUUCUCGCCCCCACCACCGGGGCUGACACUGGUGAAGAAGUGCAGCAGCACCAGCAGCCUCCAUGCCAGUCCCUUGCCCCGCCGCCCUGCUGCCCACCACACCAAGCCCUUCUACACCGUUGACCCCCGGGGCUUCCUUUCGAUGCCCUCCUGGGUGACGGACUUCUGCAAAGACACCCCAUCGCCCAGGGAAGGAGAGGAGCCGGAUGGCCCCAGCAGACUAGGGACAGGGGACUGUGGCUCCCCACUCCCAUCCAAGCUGGAGCUGGGCGAUGGAGUCAGCAAGAGGAACAGAUGAGGGUUCCUGGGGUGCAGGGAGGGAGCAUUCGGCCGCUAGCAUGGGGAGCAUGUUUCAUUAGCUUCUCCCCAGCAGCAGUUCCAAAGGAUUUGCAAGAAACAGAACCAGGCAAACAAAAUUUUAUAAAUAUAUAUAUAUACAUAAAUAUAUAUAUAUAUGGAAUAAAUACUCUGGUACCAUACCUCAGAGGCGUGGGAGAGUGCAAGCAAUACGGGAACAGUCCUGCCCAAGGGCAAGACCUGGACCAUCACUGCAGAGACUAUAGUGACAAGAAAAGGCCAUGGGGGUGGGAGGACCAGGACCCCUCCUCCAGCCAGGUGACUGCCACAUGGCGGUUGUUUAGUUAUAUACAUAUACAUAUAUAGAGAUCUCGAUUUAUUUAUUUUUUUUACAGAGAGAUUAUGAAUUUCAGAAAGUGCUAAGGAGGAAGAAGCAAACAGGGGCUGAAGGAGGUGCUAUGCCAAACGAGGGUGGGGGUGAAGGGAAGAGAAGCAGGGUGACCAGCAAGGGAAAAGCGUCUGGGGUUUGCCUUGCAUGCUGCUAGGAAUUUCCUUAUUGUCCAUGCUUCCAUUUCAAACAUUAAAAAUUGUGGGCCAGAUCUUCAGGUUGAGUGUAAAUUGGCAAAAUGCAAUUGUACGCGCCUGUUAGUGUCAAGCAGCAGCACUCUGGCUUGAGGUGGAUUCAUGCUGAUUUACAGCCGGUGAAAAUCUGGCCCUGGCAGCAGGGAAAUGCAAACAGCCAUGGAGCAUGGGAAACGUUUUGAGGUGAAAAGCCUUGCUUUGAAGGGAACGUGUGAACGCAGCAGGCAUGCUCAUGGGAGAGGGGAUGAAGCUACAUGGAGUAUUUUUGUUGGUUUUGUUGGUUUCGUCUUUUUCGUUUUGCAACGAAAGAAAACUGCUAAGGGAAAAAAUUACAAAGUAUGUGGGGAAAUUUGGAGUGGGAAAGACAGGGUGGAAGGGGAGAGGGAGGUAAAAAGGGGAGAGGAAAUUGAACUUUUCCCCCUUUCAUUUGCAGUAAUUGUGAUAUUUUAUUUUAGAAGCCCAAAGGUGCAAAAAUCAUCUCUAGAGAAACCUGUUAUUUUUGUAUCUAUGGCUAUAUAUAUUAAAAGAAGACAAAACCUAGAAUUUUAAGAAAGACAAAUAAAAGCAAAGGGGGCUUCAACAACACAAAAUGUAGUCAGUCCCCUGGCUGAGGGCUAAUCCUGUUCCAAGUCCCAGUGGGAAGACCCUAGAAGAACAUCCUCAGCUUGGUGGCAGCUCUGCCUCCUCUCCAGCAUCACCUUCAUCCUCUGGUGUUUUUCUGAUUUGCAUCAGCAUAGCUGGGACCGGAGUCCUGCUCAGUGCCAACUGUGGUCAUAGAGAGCUGGGAGUAUUACCGUGUGUGUGUAUGUGUGUGUGUGCAUGCAAAUGUAAGGAUGUUUGUGUGUGUUGUGUCCUAUCUAACUGGCUCACCAGAUGGAGAGAUGGAGGAGAAGGAGAAGGAGAACUACAGCUCUCCUUGCCUCUGUUCUGCAAGGGAGUGUGGGUGAGGAGGGCUGCGGUGUGGAGGAUUGAGGGCAGACUGUGACUCCUUGGACCAUGACCUGCCUCAGGAUCCAAGAUUCAAUCUGGCAGACGUGAUCCUGUCCUAGUGUGGUUGCAUUAAGGCCUCCGGAGGCUGCAUCUCUCCUUGCCUUUCCAGUGGUAUGAUUGUAUGUGCCUCCUUCCCAGCCAUGACAAACCUGGAUCUCCUCCUGCAGUAACUCCAAGGUUUUGUACCCUUCCCAGGUUUGCAGGUGGUUAGGAAAGCCAGCCUCUUGGAAGGGCACCAAGAAUUUUGGAUGUCACCCACCAACCCAGGGAAGUUCCACUAAGGUGUGUGAGUGAGAAGGUCAAUGGGGAGACAAUAGUAGCCCAAUGGAGAUGGGGAGAUUUGGAGGCUGGUACACUUCUCAGAGGAGGAGCAGCGAUCCCUUGGGGAUUCCUGUGUCAUUUUUUCCAUCAGAUCAAGAGGUCCCCUGCAGCCAUCCCAGAGUUCUCCCAGCUGACAUAUGAAACACUGUGAAGUGGGCAGUACAAAACAGAUGUUCUGGUUUUAUUAUGACCUGUCUGAUUUUAAGCAGUUGUUGCAUCAUACUUACUGGGGCUGUAAACAGUAAGCACGUCAAAUGGGACCAACAGCUAGGGAAAGGAUAAAUACUGUGUGGACUUGAUUUAUUUGCUGGAAGGAGUGUUUUCUGUGUUGCAAGCAUGCAUGCUGGCUGCAGGGAGGUCAGGCCUGUGGAGACAGGAGAGCCCGGGUCCUUGUUCUUGCAGAAAGGAUGCUGAUCCAGAUUUAUUAAAGCAAUAAUAAGGGUCUUUAAAUGAUUUAUUUUGCACUGGUGGUUCUUUGGGUGAGCUGCCCCUGCCUGCUCUCCCAUGGGCAGAGAGGAGAGACAAGACACGUGGUUUCACAUGCUUAGGGAAGAAGGACAGUCAGUCCCCAAAUGUCUGAACAAUGAAAUUGGGCUGCACAAGGCUUAGACUCAAACCCAGAGCUGUUUUGAAGCCAGAGGUAGGGUUUACCAAAAAAACCCAAACAGU
Molecule: messenger RNA, 8691 nt
Organism: Athene cunicularia (burrowing owl)
Lineage: Eukaryota; Metazoa; Chordata; Aves; Strigiformes; Strigidae
Gene: CACNA1I
Product: calcium voltage-gated channel subunit alpha1 I
Exons: 34
Coding region: 2-6130 (2042 amino acids)
Biological process (GO): sodium ion transmembrane transport; calcium ion import; membrane depolarization during action potential
Cellular component (GO): voltage-gated sodium channel complex; plasma membrane; neuron projection
Molecular function (GO): voltage-gated sodium channel activity; low voltage-gated calcium channel activity
Source: RefSeq, a predicted model, not a curated record